GGCCGACGAGCGGGGCCCGAGCAUUGUCUCCUCCUACCUCGCCUUCCCCUACCAAGGCUACCACCACUCCCAGAGUGAAGGAAGAGAGAGCUCUCCGCCUCCGCCUUGCAGCGACGCCGCCGCCGGAGCUCGAUACUAAUGGGUGGCUUCGGGACCUCGCGCCCUGCCUCCGUGGCCCUCUGCGCCUUCCUCACCUUCCUCAACCUCUUCGCCUUCCUUCUCGCCGUCGGCGCCGAGCGCCGCCGCAGCACCGGGAAGGUGGUGCCGGACGAGUACGACGAGCGGUCCUACUGCCUCUACGACACCGACGCCUCCACGGUCUACGGCGUCUCCGCUUUCUUCGUGCUGCUCCUCCAGCAGGCCAUUGUCACCGCCGCCACGCGGUGCCUCUGCUUCGGCCCUGUGCUCUCCUCCCGCGGCUGCGCCGUCACCGCUUUCGUCCUCUCCUGGAUAACAUUUCUCAUUGCAGAAGCUUGCCUCAUAGGAGGAUCGGUGAGGAAUGCAAAGCACACCAAGUAUUUAGGCUACUAUAUGAAGCAUGACUUGGUGAGCUGUGCCACCCUUCGCAAGGGAGUCUUUGCAGCCGCGGCUGCAAUGAUGAUCAUCAACCUCCUGGCAUCCCUUGUGUACUACUGGAGUUACUCAAAAGCUGCGACGGGUGGGUUCAUGAAGCACCAAAAUGAGGUUGGUGUGGGCAUGACGGAUUACGGCCUUGACAAGGGUGUUUCUGGGCCCUGAGUGAGAUGGAAUCUUACUGGCGUUUCUGUACUAAUGGUUGUACCUGUGGUAUGAUAUAUCGUUGAAAUGUAUGUGCACGAAGUUCUGUUGUUUCUCUGCGGUGUGAAUGAUAUACCAUGAUUGUACUCAGACAUGUGAUAGUGGUGAUGUUGUAUGGUCGUGAUUUAUCUGUGAAAAAUGUGGUAGCAUUAGCUGUA
Messenger RNA from Sorghum bicolor (sorghum), 935 nucleotides. RefSeq lists its product as uncharacterized. The record is from RefSeq and is a predicted model, not a curated record. Bases 139 to 738 code for a protein of 199 amino acids. Lineage: Eukaryota; Viridiplantae; Streptophyta; Magnoliopsida; Poales; Poaceae. The transcript has 3 exons.